This is a messenger RNA of Aedes aegypti (yellow fever mosquito), 4173 nucleotides long. RefSeq names its product potassium voltage-gated channel subfamily KQT member 1 (gene KCNQ). Gene Ontology annotation, biological process: transmembrane transport; potassium ion transport. Lineage: Eukaryota; Metazoa; Arthropoda; Insecta; Diptera; Culicidae. Gene Ontology annotation, cellular component: membrane. The coding region runs from base 13 to 3795 and encodes 1260 amino acids. The transcript has 20 exons. The record is from RefSeq and is a predicted model, not a curated record. Gene Ontology annotation, molecular function: voltage-gated potassium channel activity.
AAUCGUGACUCGAUGACGCUCGAUAAAGGGCUAAAACCGCGUCGAAGACCGUCGCUCUCAUUGCCGGUUGUGAACGGUACAAAAAGUGAAUCCUUGAAUAUCAUCAACGCAACUGAGUCGACUCGGAAUGGCAACAAUGAGAAUAAAGUUCCACGUAUGCUAAAACCGCAACAGCAACACCAUCUACCGAACAGUGCCAGCACCAAUUGCAAUAACAAACCUAAUCAAAACAAUAAUUACCGUCACGCUGUCGCAAGUGGCGAAGGACAAUUACCGGAUGCUAACGGAACCGUAGGGAUGGAGGCUGUUCCACAAAUUAAAAUCGUUAUUGAUGAUACCGAGCUGGUUCGUCGACGUGGAGAUAACGGCCCUAUGAUAGCUAUAAAGGAUGCCGCAGAUGGAACGAAUGAGGGGGUGGUGUCCUCGCCAAGUUUGCUCACUCCCAGUAGUCCACCGGCAUCGUUCUGGGGCUUCGGGUUUGGCAAUGGGGACACGGCUGGGAAUGACGAUAGUGACGAUGAAAUAAGUUACGCGGUCGAAUACGAACUGGACGAAAUGAGUGGAGUGGGAAACGAUGACGAUGAGUAUAGUGUGCUGGAUGGGGAUCAUCAUCAGCAUCGGCAUCAUCAUGAUUUGCACCGCCAUCAUCUUCAUCAUCACAUGCAGGAAGAUGAGCAGGACGACGAUGAUGAGGAGGACUACGAUGUGUACAGAAGCGCGUGCAAACUAUCGGACAAAAAUAGGGCCGACCGGCUUGCGCGUCCACGAAUGUCACUGCUGGGGAAGCCGCUCAACUAUAACCGCGGCUCACGACGUGAUGCCCGUUAUAGGCGGCUGCAGAGCAGAGUCUACAACUUUCUGGAACGACCGCGGGGCUUCAGAGCGAUUUUCUACCAUGUACUUGUAUUCUUCAUGGUGUUCACAUGUUUGGCCUUAAGUGUCUUCUCAACUAUUCAGGAAUACGAGGAACAAGCAAUCGCCAUCUUAUUCGUCAUGGAAAUUAUCGUAGUUAUAUGGUUUUCGAUCGAGUUCUUCCUACGACUAUGGUCAUCAGGAUGCCGGUCACGAUAUCAAGGAGCCGUCGGAAGGCUGAAAUUUUUGAAACGGCCUUUUUGUAUCAUAGACAUAGUUACGAUAAUAGCAUCGAUAGUGGUACUCGUGAUGGGAACAUCCGGCCAGGUCUUUGCUACGAGUGCAUUGCGUGGCCUACGGUUCUUCCAGAUCCUGCGCAUGGUGCGGAUGGACCGACGUGGAGGAACGUGGAAACUGCUAGGGAGCGUCGUUUAUGCUCAUAGACAAGAACUAAUAACAACAUUGUACAUAGGAUUCCUGGGCCUUAUUUUUGCCUCGUUUUUAGUAUAUUUAAUGGAGAAGGAUGUGAAGGAAACAAAAUUCAAUAACUUUGCUCAAGCCUUGUGGUGGGGUGUGAUAACGCUGUGCACCGUCGGAUACGGCGAUAUGGUACCGGAAACGUGGCAAGGGAAAAUCAUUGCCUCGUUUUGCGCCUUACUCGGAAUCUCGUUCUUUGCCCUGCCAGCGGGCAUCCUCGGUAGCGGUUUCGCCUUGAAAGUACAACAACAGCAACGGCAGAAGCACAUGAUUCGCCGCCGUCAGCCAGCUGCCACGUUGAUCCAAUCGCUCUGGAGAUGCUACGCAGCAGACGAACACUCGCUUUCGGAAGCGACGUGGAAAAUUCACCAAGUACCUCUUCCAAGUCCGCCGCCAUCAUCCAAACUGGAAGCAGCGGAAAAGUUGGCAGCAGCUUCUGCCGCCGCGCGGGCGUCUUCGAGCUUCAAGCACAACGCUUCGUUUGUGGCCCGGCUUCCAACAAUUCGGCGACACAAGAGCCAAUCGCUGCACUCCCCAGGCAAUGCGAAACCCCCGGGAGGCAGUGGAGGAACCAGCGGAGGGGGCAGCGCCAGAGCCGGAAGGUGCCCACGGGUGACGGACAUCAACGCUUCCUCGGAAAACCUGGAAGUAACCAACAACGGUAGACCCAUGAACCCCAGUCUCAGCGAAGACUCGGUUGCGGAAACAGCACUGUCCAAGAAAAAUUCCGAUGCCGGUCUGGAGAUGACGUCUAUGUCGUCGAUCCCCGGUACGACUGCUGUCAACGAUCUGGUCCCUGGGCGGGGCUUCCUAUCCACGGUGAGCCUCUGUCAGUCUACGUCACGUCGGAGCAGCUUCGUCUGUGGAAUAUUCUCGUCGAGUGGUGGCCAACAGCGUCGGGGAAGUGCCAACGAAAACAGCACCCUUAUCGGUCACGGAUCGGGAGUUCCUAACAGUAACGUGUUUUGCUCAGAUGAUAAUUAUAGUAAAGAGGGCGUUGAUCCCAACGUUCCGACUAUGCUAAGAUUUGGCGGGGCCUCUGCGCUUCCGAUACUGCUCUGUGGCCAAUUGCGCCCAGAUCUGCUCGCCCAACAGGAAUCAAACAGACAAUUAGCAUUUUUCACACGACCAAGUUCUGACUCUCUGAAUUAUCGGCUCGUUAGCACUCGCAAUGAAGACGAGGAACCGAGGUGUGUACAGCUGACAAAUCAGCACAAGGGGGCCAUCCGAUUCAUCCGAAAGAUGAAGUACUUUGUCGCGCGACGAAAGUUUAAAGAGGCCUUAAAACCGUACGACGUGAAAGACGUCAUGGAACAGUACGCAGCCGGACACGUCGAUCUGCUCGGCCGAGUGAAGAAUGUUCAAACUAGGUUAGACCAAAUUCUUGGCAAACAAGGAUCAAAAUCAAAAGAUGUGUAUGCAUCGAAAAUUAGCUUAGCUUCUCGUGUAGUGAAAAUUGAAAGACAAGUUGACGAUAUAGAGACAAAGGUAGAUACGUUUAUAGAGUUAUACAUGCAGGAUCGGAAGCGCCUUUUAUCACUUCCACUCCAUCCUGACACAUCACAUUCCAACAAUCCAAACCUUCCAUCGUUGCCACCGAAAGGGGGCGGAGCAGCGGCUGUAAUCACGUCUGUGACAAGUAGUUCUAGUGGUUCGUUAAAACCAAAACCUAUUUUAAUAGAUAAACAAUUUUCGGAGCCGAAUUCACCGAUCGCGAAAACAUUCGAAGAGCCAAUACAGCAGAAACGUCCACCAAUGCAACGCGGAUACUCCGACCUGGGACAUAGGAUUAAGAAGCGGGUAACUUUAAGCUCCAUACCACCGCAGUACGUGGGAAACAGCAGCGGUCAAUCUAAAGAUCGAGGUGAUGUCGUAAUCGUAGUUCCUAAUAUCGAUUCCGACCAGCUGGAGCCGGUUGGCAUCGAAGAUUUAGCAUCCGUCUGCAUCGAUACCGAGAUCGAAAUCGAGCCCGGCAGUCCAAAAACCAUUACGGAAAGUUCGAUAAUCAUGAUGGACGAGGAAGAUGACGAGGACGACGAAGAAGAGGACAUCGAAGAGGAAGAACUGGACAUUGGGGGUGAAAUUGAUUCACCGCCUUGGGAUAUGUACGGCGAGCUGGAUGUCGAGGACCAGGACGAAACUACGGAGAACACCGCGCUGCUGCGAGCGGCUGCCAAAACCGAGAUCAUCGUAACGCCCAUCAGUCCGGUCAGUUCUGCGUAUGAGCUCAACCGAAUGGAUAGCGACGACUACAAACGAUCGCGCCUGGGUGUCGCGAUGGGAUCCGGUAGCACUGCCAACACCAACGGCCAAGCCACAACCCCAAACAACAACGGCAGUGGUGACCGCCAACAACUCUCUGCAGGAACGUCAUCCGGAAGCGGCACCACUACGAUGGAUUCACUAAAACCGGAAAUGACCCCCCAGCAGCAGCAGCACCGAAGUCUCGCCUCCGAAGACAUAUGAGAAUGGCUGAAACUGUCCCCAAUGGUCCCAUUUUGUUUAGGCGGUCACAGCUGCUGCUGCUGCUACUGCUUCAACCGAUAUCACUUCCCAUUCCAUUUCCUGUUCUGUUACGUUUUCCGAGAUGUUUCAAGACUGGUGCUAGUACUGCAGAUGAUUUCCGUCUGCUGGACGCCAACACUGACCGCCGUAAUCGUAGCGAUACGCCCACAAAUCUUAGCCGUUGACGAGUGCACGUGGAUCGCGAUUCCGACAAAUAGACAUCAGCAGCAAGAUUAGCCUCAGCUUCGUAGAUACUGGUACUAGACGGCACUAGAGUACGAUCAUAGUUUUAGUCAAAUUAGUGUGGUAGGAUUUUUUGAUAUUUAAGGUGAAGAUGAA